UUUCCCGAUUAAUGCUCACAUGGCAGCCACGUGGCAGGCCACAUGGCGGUUAUUUUCUUUUUUCUUUAUUUUUCUCCCUUUUCAUUUCUAUUUCCUUUUCUAUUUCUCUUUCCUUUCCCCAGACUUACCCGAGACUUACCCAUCGUUCCCCAUCUUCCCAGCCUCCCAGGUCUUUCCUAGCUGCCACAAGAGACGUGGUUCCUCCCUGGUGGCUAUAUUGUAAACCCAGGUGGCUUCCUCCGCCAUAUUCAAGGUCAAGAGCAAAACACGACUCGUCUUGUUCGAACCUCGAGAAUCAAGUUGAGAUCCUCCGAUCCGGUACUGAAAAAAUUGUCUUGGUUCCUUAGAACUCCUUGGCGGCUUUGUCGUAAGCCCAGGCGACUACUUCCGCUGAAUCGCGAAGGUCCAGAGCAAACGUGACUGUUUUUGCCAUAAUCUCCAGCGAACUUUAGUAGCAACUCCGACGACGACACCCUCUCUCCUCUAUGCAAAUGGAAAAAUAGAAACAAAGAAACAAAGAGAGAAAGAAAUAAAGAAAGGAAGAUUGAAAAACAAAGAGAAAGAGGAGUGACGACAGGGAAGUAAGGUUCGCGGGAAGAUAGGGAAAAUGGGGAACGUUAGACGCGGAAGUCUGCCUAUGAGAAGUGCGAAGACGGAAACCCAAAAAGAAAAUGAAAGAGAAAAAAGAAAGGAAAACGAAAAAGGAGAAAGAUAAGAAAAAAUAAUAAUAACCUGCCACGUGGCCGUCACAUGAGCAGUUAACCGGGAAAUCGGUUCUUGAGCUGCUAAAACGCUCAAUUGAACGAGUUUUAGAAGUUCUAGCAUUUGAUCGGAUGUUUUCAAAGUACGAGGACCUAAUUGACUUUUCUGAUAUAUCACGGGAGCUUAUUUGACAGUUUUCUCUAAAGUAAUCCAUAUUGCAUUAUUAAUCUUUGCCUUGGUUCGGGAUUUCAACACAGAUUUUCAAAAUUUUCAUUUAGGCUAUAUCCACAUCCUUGCAUUCCAAUAACGUCUAUAAAUAAAAUAUUAUAAGCAUUGAUCAUUUUUCUUUAAUAAUUAUCAAACUUGAUUUCGUUUAGUCUAAGGAGUGGUUCCAUUCUCCUUAUACUUAUGGUUUAUUCUUAUUUUAUUCAUAUCAAAUCAGAAAUAUUCAGAUCAGAACAGACUACAUCAGAAAAAUUUAAAUCAGAUCCGACCAAAUCUUAAAAAAUUCAGACUAAAAACAUUCAUAUCGGAUGAACAGAACUACAUCUUAGUUAUACAAAAAAAUGAGUAAAUUAAAUUAUACUACGUAAUACAAAUGUGUCAUUUAGGGGUAAUAAUAUUCAUCUUUUGGAAUAGAUGAUGUUCUUCCAAACAAAUCACAUUGAACACCUUUCAUUUUAGAUCUGUUCUUCAACUUAUCAACCUACUUUUUCACUAAAAACGUAAUUUUUAUUUCAUGCGCUGAGUUGCGUAUAAA
This is a messenger RNA of Cuscuta epithymum, 1462 nucleotides long. The record is from the annotation of a GenBank genome assembly. NCBI's taxonomy places the organism in Eukaryota, Viridiplantae, Streptophyta, Magnoliopsida, Solanales, Convolvulaceae.